AUGUCUGAAGAAAACUUGAGGCCUAGCUAUGAUGAUGAUCAAGUAAAUGAGGAUGUUUACAAAAGAGGCGCUCAGAGUAAGCUGACCAAAGCUCGUAAGGCGGACUUUGAUGAAGAUAAUGCAAAGGAAGAAAAAAGAGAUAAGAAAGCAAAGGCUGAUGGAAAACACGUGGAUAAAAGACCAAAAAGUGGUCCUCGUUUGGACGAGAAUGGAAAUCCACUUCCUAAGGAACCUCGUCUUCCAAAGAGAAAAGUAGCUGUUAUGGUUGGCUACUGUGGUACUGGCUACCACGGCAUGCAAUACAAUCCACCAAAUCCGACGAUUGAGUCUACUCUUUUCAAGGCCUUUGUCGAAGCGGGUGCAAUUUCCAGAGAUAAUUCCAAUGACUUGAAAAAGAAUGGAUUCAUGAGAGCUGCUAGAACUGAUAAAGGUGUUCAUGCAGGGGGUAAUUUGAUAUCACUGAAAAUGAUUAUUGAAGAUCCUGAUAUUAAAGAGAAGAUCAACGACAAAUUGCCCCAAGGAAUAAGGGUAUGGGAUAUUGAGCGUGUGAAUAAAGCGUUUGAUUGUAGGAAAAUGUGCAGUUCCCGUUGGUACGAAUAUUUGUUACCCACGUAUUCCCUCAUCGGCCCCAAACCUGGUUCUAUCCUCUACAGAGAUAUCGAAGAGAGUAAAGUUGAAUUGCCAGGCGUUUUAGAUGAAGAUUUAGAAUCCAAAGAAUUCUGGGAGGAAUUUAAAAGAGAUGCGAACGAAAAAUUCACUCCAGAGGACAUUGAAGCUGUAUUGGCAUAUGUUCCACCAGCCAGAGAUGAAUUCAAUAUCAAUGAAGAACUGUAUCAGAAGGUAAAAAAAUACAAACAACUAGAGAAUGCACAUCGUAGAAAAUACCGUAUAUCCGACGCAAAGCUGGCCAAAUUUCGCGCUUCUACGAAACAAUAUCUAGGUGCCCAUAAUUUCCAUAAUUUCACAUUGGGUAAGGACUUCAAAGAACCAAGUGCCAUUAGAUUUAUGAAGGAAAUAAAUGUAUCAGAUCCCUUUGUCAUCGGCGAAGCUCAAACGGAAUGGGUCUCCGUCAAGAUCCACGGCCAGUCGUUCAUGCUACAUCAAAUUCGUAAGAUGAUCUCGAUGGCGACUUUGAUUACUCGUUGUGGCUGUCCCGUCCAACGUAUCACCCAAGCUUAUGGGCAACAAAAGAUCAAUGUGCCAAAGGCACCUGCUUUAGGGCUAUUGUUAGAAGCUCCGGUGUUUGAAGGUUAUAAUAAAAGGCUAGAACAAUUUGGCUACAAGGCAAUCGAUUUUUCCAAAUACCAAGACGAAGUGGAUACGUUCAAAAUGAAACAUAUUUACGACAAGAUCUAUAAGGAAGAAGUGGAUGAAAAUGUUUUCAAUGCGUUCUUUAGUUAUAUCGAUAGCUUCAACAAAGUCACAGGGGCACAAGGAGAAGAAACUCCGGAUAAGUCGGGACUUGCUGUACAGAAGAGUAUUUUUGAGUUUUUAACCGCCAGAGGUAUCCCAGGUCUUGUUGAGGCACCCGAAAGUAAUAAGAAAGUCAAACAAAGAAAAAGAAUGGAAGAGGAAGAAGCCGCGAGUAGAGAAGCUGAGGAAUCCAGUGCCGCUGAGAAUAAAGAGCUAGAAGUGAAGCAAGAAACCGCAGUUAAUUGA
Molecule: messenger RNA, 1659 nt
Organism: Saccharomyces kudriavzevii IFO 1802
Lineage: Eukaryota; Fungi; Ascomycota; Saccharomycetes; Saccharomycetales; Saccharomycetaceae
Gene: PUS1
Product: pseudouridine synthase PUS1
Exons: 1
Coding region: 1-1659 (552 amino acids)
Biological process (GO): tRNA pseudouridine synthesis; mRNA pseudouridine synthesis
Cellular component (GO): nucleus
Molecular function (GO): pseudouridine synthase activity; RNA binding
Source: RefSeq, a predicted model, not a curated record